CAAAACAAAACGUCUGCACGCACACCAUCAGAAACAGCGUUCGCAGCCAGGCAAGGGCAGGAUGGAUGGAAAAGUUGGAAAGGCGUGAAGCGGGAAUGCCACGUAAUAAUACCGGCAAUUUUAUCACUCAACCCCGAUGUUUUCUCGUCCAAUAGUGAGCCUGCACGACACAGCGUAGUGUAAAGCGAGCAGAUCCAGCAGACCCGGCAAGAACCCCGUGAUAGAGAGAGAGAAUCGAAUAGAAGAUGUCCACGCUGUCGGUAUGGUUUGUUGGCACGCUGGUGGUAAUGCUGCUGGCAGUAGCCCGCUCGGAAUUGCAUAAUGUGAUCUAUGCGAUAAACGCCGGUGGAGAGGCUCAUACAGAUUCGCACGGAAUCCACUAUGCGCGCGAUCCGCUGAUGGGCAGGGUGGGAACGGAAUCGGACUAUGGGCGCCAGCUGCUGGUGAUUAACCGUGUCAAGCCGCAGGACGAAAUCCUGUACCAAACGGAACGUUAUCAUCACGACACGUUCGGCUACGAUGUACCGCUGGCCGGGGACGGGGAGUAUGUGCUGAUACUGAAGUUCUGCGAAGUUUACUUCAACGCACCCAACAUGAAAGUGUUCGAUGUUCUGCUCAACCGGCAUACUGUCGUUUCGGAUCUGGAUAUUUACGCGCUCGUUGGCAAGGGAACGGCACACGACGAGUACGUGUUCUUUUCGGUAUCCCGCGGACGGUUAUACUACAAAGAGGAAAGCUCGGAAAUCCGGGGUGGCAAAGUGAAGCUCGAGUUCCUGAAGGGCUACAAGGACAACCCGAAAGUGAACGGUAUCGUGCUGAUCAAAAGUUACGAUGAGGCAAGUCUUCCACGGUUAGCACCGCUCAAGCAUGAAGCUCAACCGUCGCAGCAUCAACAGCAGCAGCAGCUUGAUGGUGACACGGGCGCAGCAGGCCAUGCAUCACCGCUCGACGAUGUGGGACACGGGCAGGAUGGUUUAGAGGACAGUGCCCUGGACGAUUUCUUCACCGCACCGACCAGUGAACCAUCGGCGAAACCAUCGACGACGAGGCAACGUAAAACUAGUGGCCCCAAGCAACCGAAUCCUUAUUCGCUCGAUGAAUCAUCUAUGAUGCUGCCCGUGUUCAUCGCUAUCGGAGCCUUCAUACCGCUGCUGUUCUGUUUGUGUCGGCUGUGAUUACCCUCGUGCUCUGUUCCGGUUAGCAGUUAUAUACCCAGAUUGCAUACUACCGCUACCGCAACCAAGUGCUCCAGUGGGGGAAUCGUGGCACAUGUAGACUCCUUAGCAAGUUGCUUUUUAACCAACUCGGGCCUCUCGUCUUAAGAAACAUCUGCGCGAGUCUGCUGCUAGCUCAAAUUUUUACAGCAAAACCAUUCCACGUACAUAACUUUUUUCGGUCAAGCAAGACUGGCACAAUAUGUUACCAAAUUGGUACUUAAUGAAAUCGACAUUAAGUCAAAGCCUAGGGGCGUGGUGAGGGAUAACGAUUUUGGAAAAAGGGAUAUCUUUGACUAAUGAUUAGGUUUGGUGGGGUUGUCCCUUUGUUUUCGGUUAGGUUUAAGUAGUGUUCACACCACAAGCACAAGCACGAAGGGAAGAGCGCGCGAUUAACAUCUCUGAUACAUCCACACACUGGUCCGGAACGUGAUCUCAUUUCGAAACGCACUCGGGUUUGGUCAUCAAUUCGUUUAUGUUCAUCAGUCACUAGUUUGUAAUGGAUCGGUUCCCCAAAUAUACAUCACCUUCGGCUAUCUA
Anopheles aquasalis is the source of this 1754-nucleotide messenger RNA. RefSeq names its product malectin-A. Gene Ontology annotation, cellular component: membrane. Lineage: Eukaryota; Metazoa; Arthropoda; Insecta; Diptera; Culicidae. Gene Ontology annotation, molecular function: carbohydrate binding. The record is from RefSeq and is a predicted model, not a curated record.